Molecule: messenger RNA, 1701 nt
Organism: Pseudogymnoascus destructans
Lineage: Eukaryota; Fungi; Ascomycota; Leotiomycetes; Thelebolales; Thelebolaceae
Exons: 1
Coding region: 411-1439 (342 amino acids)
Source: RefSeq, a predicted model, not a curated record
CCCCCCUCCCCUUCCCCCCUUCCCUUCCCAUAAUCCCUCCAAUCCCUCCAAUCCCCGGAUCCCUAUCCCCAUCCUCACCUUCUUAUUUGUCCGCCUCUCGUCUCGUCUCGUCUCGUCUCUCCUCGCCUCUCUUCCCUCAUCUGUCUCCCUCACUAUCUUCCCAUCUCUUCUUCCAUCUCACAUCUUCCUUCCUUCUCCAAUUCCUCCCAACUUCAAGACCACCCUCCCCGCCACAUACCCACAUACCUUCAACUAUUCAAUUCGAUUUCACCAGUUUACCUGUACUCUAUUACAAAAGACCUCAUUGUCACUCUUUAUUAAAUAACUCUCUUCCUUUCCCCUUCACUUCUCACUUCAUUACUCCCGGUUGCCUUAUUAUCCCUGUUCCCCGGUUGUAGCCUUGUCCGGUCAUGGGUUCCAUUGGUCAAUCCGCGUCGGCUUCACUCCCAGCACUCGACUUUAAAGAACAAACCUCAGCUCAGCACUUCGGAAACUAUGGCACAUCUUCAGUCUUCGCUCCGUCGAGCCAUCACUCAAUGGAAGUUGGCUCCGGCUACCAAUCCCACCCAGAGCCCCAGCAACGCGCCGGCCGCAAACGCUCACGCGACGAGGCUGGAAUCAACCUAGAAGACAACGAUCUCUUCCGCCAGGCCGUCAACGCAUCGCUUGAAUUAGGCCAGAAUGCGGGAUACGGCGAAGGAACAACUCUGUUCGGGCUCAAUGGCUCCCUCGUCGACUCUGGCAGCGAGAAGCGAUCAUGCGCCGAUGACGCGUACUCGCUUCCCGUCGCCCCUCCAUCGAUAACGCCAAUGCCGAUACUGCGCAGCCACAAGUCGCAGCGACUGGACAUGGGCAACGUGUCUUCAAAGACGGAGGAAGGAAAUGCCUGGAAUGGCAACACGCCCUCGUCGAGCCCGACCAGGCAGAGCCCGAAGCGAGGUCCUACAGUCGAUGAUUACACGAUGCACCUCGGUGUCGGAUGGAGCAGGAUAAGCAACGACGUGGACAUGCAGGCCGCAGCCCGGGGAUGGGCGAAGUACAUCGGGAACCACUUCCACAUCAGCAGCCCGAAGAUACUCUUACAGAGCAACGGCCUCGCGAGCUACCUCGUCGAAGCGAAGGAGGGCUGGUUCCUUUUCGGCGAGGACUUGGCACAGGGAAGGCUGGUCGCGACGUCGCUGGACCGGACGUUUGAUAACCUCCGCACCUCGCCGCCGGUCUUUGAUGGAGCGGAGGUCUUGGUUCCUGUCACUGAGCCGACGAAACAGGCUGUGGAGGCAACGAAUCAGGAUAUGGUGGAUGAGGAGCCGCAUGUUUACGCGGGCUCGAUGAAUCGGAGGAAGGAGUACUUGAUUAGCUCUGGGAUGAUGGGGGAUGGUAGAGCUGGGUUUCAUGAUAUCAGCCGGCAGGAUCCGGAGGAUGGGAUGGAUAUGAGCUGAGUCUAUGGGGAGGUUACGAGAUGAAGAUCCAAUGCGCUGGGGCUUAUGAAUAGAGCUUAAAAACCAGCUUGCCUAUAAUGGCUUGGAUGGAAGGGUGGUGUGUUAUAUAAAUGCUCGUGUCGCUCAAAAGUGCGAAGAGGCAUUGCAAUGCUAGGAAUUGAUACCUGCUAUAGAAUUGAAGACAACAUAAUUGCUCAAUUUAACACAAGUUUCAAGGAACUGGAUGAUUGAAAAGUUGUGAUGUGACAAUGAUAGUUAUGGG